This is a messenger RNA of Bipolaris maydis ATCC 48331, 1095 nucleotides long. RefSeq lists its product as uncharacterized. The record is from RefSeq and is a predicted model, not a curated record. NCBI's taxonomy places the organism in Eukaryota, Fungi, Ascomycota, Dothideomycetes, Pleosporales, Pleosporaceae.
AUGGAACAAUCAAGUCCCCUCAUAGAACAGCCUGGCACCCCUAAACGUCGCCGCACCACUCCUCUGACUAGGGAUGAUCGGUUGAGGAUCCAUACAUUAUGGAAAGCUGGUCUUAAACAGCAAUGGAUAGCAGACCAUCUUGGCUUCAAACUUCGCCAAGUGACAUACGUGCUUAGCGGACCCGUAACACCACGAAAGAAGACUGGUCGACCUAAGAAAAAACCAGCGUCAGAGGAGGAGGUGCAGGAACUCAGAGAUGGGCUGCAAAAUUUGAACAGCAGACUACUCGAGUUGCAGCACGGGGUGCAAAGUCCUAGUAAUGGGCAAAAAAGUAUCAAAAACAGACCGGACAGUUUCAGAGGCAUGCCUAAAGACAUAGAUCAUUGUCUACAGAACGUAAAGCAUCACCCACAACAUUUUCAGCAAGUUCCGCAGCAAGUAUACCAUGGCCAUCAUUUGCCAGGACAUGUCAACCAGGUGCCACAACAAAUAUACCAUCAUGAGCUACCAGGGCAAGCCCACCAAGUGCCGCAACACCCACACCAGGGGCUUCCACAACACCUUCAGCAGGUACCACAGCAGAUUUAUCAAGUGCCACAACACAUCCAUCCAGUACCACAGCCAAUUCACCAGGCACCGCAUCAAGUCUACCAGGCGCCGCAGCAGAUCCAUCAGAUACCACAGCACGUAUCCAAAGAGCUACCGCAGCAAAUACCAGGACUUCGGGCGUCCCCGCAGCAAGUACCAGGAAUCCAGCAGCCACAACAGCCAGUACCAAGACCCGAGCAGCUGCAACAGCAAGUAGUUCCAGAACCACAAAAGACGCCAGAAAUCCAGGAACCGCAGGCACAAAGAGAUCAAGAUUUGCAAGAUGCAAACAAAGAGACACAACCGACGGUUGAAGACAAAGAACCGGAAAAACAUUCUGUAGACAAGGACCGGGAACAGGAACACAUCGUUCAGAAGCCGCAAAAGACAGGCCCGCACAAGACAGAGCAGGAGCCUCAACACCCUCAAAAGACACAGGACCACCAAGAACCAGAGCAUACAGACAACGGAUCGCAAGAUACAAACCCCGAGUCGCCUGAAGAAUAA